Messenger RNA from Symbiodinium natans, 843 nucleotides. The record is from the annotation of a GenBank genome assembly. Lineage: Eukaryota; Dinophyceae; Suessiales; Symbiodiniaceae.
AUGGUGAACAUGCAAAUGUUCCUGAGCUCCCCUGACUUGGCGACGCCGCACGGCGGGCCUCCUUUCCAAGGCUGGCGGAAAGGCUUUGGUUUCGGACAUAGCAGAGGUCCCGGUGGAUAUAUGCACGAACCGUCCAUGGUUCUCAAACUGAAGUGCAGUCCGAAGUACGACCGCACUCUUGCAAGCAGUGCAUUCUGGAGAAAGAAGUGGGAGCUUGGUCAGGCAAACAGCUUCGGUAUCGGGGAGCGCCCUAGCUACAGCAGACCGGAGGAUGCGGAUGUGGGUCCAAACACCUAUGGCGACUAUUCCAAGCAGGUUGACAAGGUGAAGCGCAAUGCCAUCCGACCUGGCAUCAAGCUGAAAGAGCGCUUUCCGACCUUUGAGGAGAAGAAGCGGGACUCAAGAUCCGGCGUCAGUGGGCCUGGGCCUGCAAAGUACAACACCAGCAUACCUGCAGGCAAGUCCUCUUGGGUCUACCCUGCCAGGAAUCCAACAUGGUCCCUGGGUGCACGCACCAUGCUGGCUCAAGACAAGGAGACUAUGGGAAAGCCUGGCCCCGACGCUUACAACUGCGUCACCCAGCCUGGAACAAACUCACCAGUUCUGCGAGGCACUCUCUAUGACAUCACGUUGAAAACCAGGACGAAGGUUCAUCAGCUUGGUGAAGCAAGUCCCGGGCCAGCACGCUACAACGUUCAGGGUGAGCUGGCGAAGUAUGGCCUCGACCAGAAGAUUGCAAACGUAAAGGCACCCUGCGUACUUUCGUACGAAUGCCACUGUUGCGUAUGGUACUGCCAUGAACUUGUCAGGUGCCGCGGAAACCGCCCCCAUCACCUGGUAUGA